CCAUUGCAGACUACUAGACAUGUGCCCUUGCUUGCCGAAACACACACACAGAGAGACAGAAAGUCACAAACAGAGAGACAGAGACAGAGAGAUGUUCGAUGUGUGGAGUUCUGCUGUGGGAUGGUGGGACGAGUGGCAGCUGCGCAUCCUCGUCCUCGGCAGCCUCGGCAUUCAAUGGUUUCUGCUGGUGGCUGCCCCCAUGCGCAAGUACGGUCAGUACACCAUCCGGCGCUACUUCAUGCUAUGCAUACGGCUUGCAUACAUUAGCAGCGAUGCUCUGGCCAUCUAUGCGCUGGCUACCCUCUUCAACCGUCACGUCAGGGCGACCAGCGGCAGCAGUAGCUGUGAUGGCAUUGUGCACAACAAGGCCAAGAUCCUGGAGGUCCUAUGGGCUCCUGUCCUGCUCAUCCAUCUCGGCGGGCAGCAGGAGCUGACUGCCUACACCAUCGAAGACAACGAGCUGUGGGUAAAGCACACCGUGACCCUAGUGUCUCAGGUCGCGGUUGCCAUGUACGCCUUCUACAAGUCGUGGCCUAACUACAGCGACUGGAAGCUAUUGGCAUCAGCGAUCCUGCUCUUCGUCAUUGGGGUCGUCAGUUUAAGUGAGAAGCCAUGGGCCCUCAAGAAAGCCAGUAUUAAUAGAUUGGCGUCUGUGUCAGCGCCGAUACGAGGAACAAAGAAGCGUACAAGAUUGGCGGUGUACUUGGGCGAUCUUUUGUUCUCCGAUUGGUACAACUGCUCCACCACCAAUUCCGGCGACAAGAAGCAGGCGGCGGGUGAGGAGGACGAUAAUGUGGGCUUGUCGGAUGAAGAUAAAGUCUAUAUGGUGCUGUCGGAUAUGUCGAUGUCAGCUGCUGCCGAUGACCUUGUACAGCGAGGCAGAGCUCGAAAUGUCCAGGAUGUUCUUCGGCCUCUGACUCUGAGCACCAAGGCGGAAAAGGAUAUGAAGCGCUGGCUGCUUGGUGCGUAUGGGCUCUUAUAUACCAGAGGUAAUUUGGUUUUCACUCCCACAUACCUGGUCUACCAUGUGCUUGUGGUGCCGAUCCUGCACGUCGCCGCCCUCACGCUGUUUGCGACGGGCGACAAGGAUGGGUACAACCGCACGGAUGUGAAGAUCACAUACGUCCUCCUGUGCCUCACCGCCGCGCUGGAUGUUUUUGCGGUGUUCAUCCGCCAGCUACUGUACCGGGCCAUGUCUGCAAAGGGUGUCCCGUCCUUGUGCGAGACGGUACCAGGCUACAACCUCGUGGGCGCGGUUCUCCGGCGGAGGCAUAAGGACAUUGGGUGGCUGGUCAAGUGCGCUACCCGCAUGGGCUGCAAGGAGUACUUCGAGUGCCAGGGCGUCCGUCAAGACUACGGAUUGUACAAGAAUGUGUCGGAGAUGGUCCUUGCAGAUCUGGUGGAUGCACAGGGCCGCGACCUUGCCAAUUAUAGGGUCUUCACGGUGCCAGACGAAUCAGGCACCGCUGUGCUGCCGGCGGAGGAUGUUGGGGCAGGUGCCGAGAUAAUGCAGCAGAGCAGCCCGGGAGCGGCCAACUGGGCUCUAAGUGAGGAGCUGCAGAAGGUGUGCGGCCCCAAGGUACGGGACACCCUGCGCGGGUCCUUCGACAGGAGCGUCCUCGUCUGGCACAUCGCCACCGACCUCUGCUUCCGCAUGGAAGGUACUCCUCCCGCCAACUACGAGGAAGAUCCACACUGGCUUCGCAUCAAGUGCACGGAAGCAAUAUCCAGCUACAUGGCCCGGCUGCUGAAUUUCCACCCGGACAUGCUGCUCACCGGCAGCAGGCAGCACCUGGUCAGUGAAGCCAAGGAUGAAUUCGACUUCUUCUUGAACCUCGCCAUGGUAGGUAACAGCGGCAAGCCUCUCAGCAAAGACGACCUGACCAACAUCAUCGACCACGGGCCGGAAGGGGAACGCUUCCGCAUGCAGGUGCCCAUCGGCAUCGAUAAUGAAGCUGAAGACAAGGAGGUGAUAAGAUCUUUGUUCCACGUCCCCAAGGCAUGCAGUCUCGCAAAGGAGCUGCUGAAAAUUGAACCGCCGUCCACGCGCUGGAGGGUGAUGUACCGGGUGUGGCUGGGCAUGCUCUUCUACUCCGCCAGCAUGAGCAGGGGCUACCUGCACGCUAAGAGCUUGGGUGAAGGUGGUGAGUUUCUCUCCUACGUCUGGCUCGUCCUCUCGCUCAAGGGUGCCAAGACCCUGGUCGACAAGCUUCAGAUGGUGGAGGGAGACGACGAGGAACCAACACUGGCCGACAAGCCUCAGAUUCUGGAGGGAUCGGAGACGACCAGGAACCAACACCCUGGUGGAAACCCGCCAGUAUUUGGUUUGGAAAUCCUCCGUCUAUAAUGCUUCAAUUCGACCGCCGAUGCCAUGAUUUUAUAUAUCAAUUCAACUGUUUGAUUGUUUGUUUGUUUAAUUUCUAGCUAGCGUUCUCCGAUCCAACUACUGGCCGGUUUGUUUGCUGCCUUCGCAUUCACCUAGGGCUUAAGGCAUGUACAAUGAUUGAUAAGAUAGUCUUAUCUUAAACUUUGCAUGUAAUUUAGAGAGGACAAAAAAUAAUGUCUACAAUGGGUCAUCUCUUAGUAUUAUCUUUAAUAACUGGUUAUUCC
This is a messenger RNA of Triticum aestivum (bread wheat), 2610 nucleotides long. RefSeq lists its product as uncharacterized. The coding region runs from base 20 to 2347 and encodes 775 amino acids. The transcript has a single exon. The record is from RefSeq and is a predicted model, not a curated record. NCBI's taxonomy places the organism in Eukaryota, Viridiplantae, Streptophyta, Magnoliopsida, Poales, Poaceae.